This is a messenger RNA of Naumovozyma dairenensis CBS 421, 474 nucleotides long. RefSeq names its product E2 SUMO-conjugating protein UBC9 (gene UBC9). The transcript is spliced from 2 exons. Lineage: Eukaryota; Fungi; Ascomycota; Saccharomycetes; Saccharomycetales; Saccharomycetaceae. Gene Ontology annotation, cellular component: nucleus. The coding region runs from base 1 to 474 and encodes 157 amino acids. Gene Ontology annotation, molecular function: SUMO conjugating enzyme activity. The record is from RefSeq and is a predicted model, not a curated record. Gene Ontology annotation, biological process: protein sumoylation.
AUGAGUAGUUUAUGUUUACAACGUUUACAAGAAGAAAGAAAGAAAUGGAGAAAAGAUCAUCCUUUUGGAUUCUUUGCCAAACCAACUAAAAAGACAGAUGGGACCAUGAAUCUACAAAAAUGGGAAGCUGGUAUACCAGGUAAAGAAGGUACACUUUGGGCAGAAGGUGUCUACCCCAUCACAAUAGAAUACCCCAACGAAUAUCCAUCUAAACCACCAAAGGUGAAAUUACCAGCUGGAUUCUACCAUCCAAAUGUUUAUCCAAGUGGUACCAUCUGUUUGAGUAUCUUAAAUGAAGAACAAGAUUGGAGACCUGCGAUCACUUUGAAACAAAUUUGUUUGGGGAUACAAGAUCUUUUGGAUUCUCCGAAUCCAAAUUCUCCUGCCCAAGAGCCUGCUUGGAGAAGUUUCUCAAAGAAUAAAGUGGAAUAUGAGAAAAAAGUAGCUCUUCAGGCUAAACAAUAUGCUAAAUAA